CAUCUUUGUGUUCUUUCUUUUCUUUAUUUUUUGUUCCAACAAAGAGACGGUCGUACCAAACACCUUCUCUAGAUUAUCUCAGAUUGUUGAGAGAGUAGCCCAUAGAAGUUCUCCAGAAUUUCUCGUAUAAUUAUUUUAAUUAAUACAGACGGCUCUUUCUGAUAGUGACGGACCAAUCUGAUCUGCAUUCCUUGAAACUCAAAAAUAUUGCAGAAGACAUAAGGGAGAAUGCCACUAGGACUUUGGUCGCCUUACAUCACCAGGGCGAGCAAAUUAGCAAGACCCAUGUGACUGCUGUUGGCAUUGACCAUGAUCUUAGCAAGGGUGAAAAACUUUUGGGGAGUCUUGGAGGGAUAUUUUCAAGGAAAUGGAAGCCAAAAAAGACUCGUCCGAUUUCAGGCCCUAUGAAUACAGGAGAUGAACCGGUUCAAAGGAUGGCUAACCACUUUGAGCGACGGGGGAAAUUGGGACUGAGUUCUGCACCAAAGAUGCCAGCGGGCGAACCAACUCCACUCUCUGAACCAACCAAUGCACAACAAAAAGUUGAGGUUGAGAAGGCAAAACAAGAUGAUGCUCUUUCAGAUCUUAGUAAUAUCUUGGGGGAACUCAAGGACAUGGCAAUCGACAUGGGCUCUGAGAUUGAAAGGCAAAGCCAAGACAUGCAUCAUCUUGAGGACGAUGUUGCAGCGCUUGAUCUCAGAAUGAGAGGGGCCAACAGGCGAGCCCGCAAGUUGCUUGGAAAGUAAAUAGACAUUCUGAGGGUUAGAUCAACCAUAUUUGGGAUUUCUUAUGCUAUGUGUCCUGUAAUGAGAAUGGUUUCUUUAUUUAAUUCACAAAUCAAAAGGCUCCAAUGUU
Messenger RNA from Cuscuta campestris, 855 nucleotides. The record is from the annotation of a GenBank genome assembly. NCBI's taxonomy places the organism in Eukaryota, Viridiplantae, Streptophyta, Magnoliopsida, Solanales, Convolvulaceae.